Hevea brasiliensis (rubber tree) is the source of this 847-nucleotide messenger RNA. RefSeq lists its product as uncharacterized. Bases 111 to 689 code for a protein of 192 amino acids. The transcript is spliced from 3 exons. NCBI's taxonomy places the organism in Eukaryota, Viridiplantae, Streptophyta, Magnoliopsida, Malpighiales, Euphorbiaceae. The record is from RefSeq and is a predicted model, not a curated record.
CGAUAACAAGGAGAACAAAAAGGAGGAGGAAAAUAUCCAUCCAAACCAAAACCAACUUUAGUAACAAAAGCAGCUUCUGGCUUUUCCUACCACACCACCAAGAUACACUAAUGGCCGUCUCCGUCUCCAUUUUAGCUAUCGUCACUUCUCUCCACCUCAUAGCCUUUGUCCUUGCCAUCGGCGCUGAGCGCCGUCGGAGCCACGCUAAGGUGGUGCCUGAUCAAUACGAUGAGAGGACUUACUGUGUAUACACGACGGACGCGUCGACGGUGUAUGGAUUGGCAGCUUUCGGGCUAUUGCUAUUAAGCCAAGCUGUGAUUAACGGUGUUACCAGAUGUCUCUGCUUUGGUAAAGGGCUUCUGAGCGGGAGCUCCUCCACUACUCUGGCCAUCUUCUUCUUCAUCCUUUCCUGGGUAAGCUUUUUGGGAGCUGAGGCAUGUUUGUUAGCUGGGUCAGCAAGGAAUGCAUACCACACCAAGUACAGGGCAGUGUUUGGCGGUGAACACUUAUCAUGUGCCACCCUCCGAAAAGGUGUUUUUGCUGCUGGAGCAGCUUUAACGUUAGUGUCAUUGCUGGGUUCAAUCCUUUACUAUUUGUCUCACUCUAAAGCUGAUACUGGGGGAUGGGAGAAACACCAGAAUGAAGGCGUUGGCAUGACACAACAAACUAGUGAAUUUGAGAAAGUUUAAUAUUAUGGUUUGAUCAGGCUAGUAUAUCCAUAGUUUUGAGGACUUUGAUCAUGGGUAAUAUGGAUGGAGCUAUCAUGAGCAUAAAUAUGAUAUGCUAUGUAAUAUUACAUGUUAGAUCCUAAUUAUAUAAUGUUUUUUCAUAUUUGUGAUGCGUUUCA